AAAUAGAACUGGGGAGAGACAGACAGUGGGCGAUAGAGAGAGGGUGAGUCAAUAACAAAACCAGAUCAUUUUUUUCAGGGCCCCUGUCGGUCAAGAACACACCCUUAUACUGCUACUUUAAGACCUUUUCAGCCACGAGCGAAACGCUUUUUACAUGAGGGACAUGCAUCAUUGGAUAAGCUCUCUGAUAUCUAUAUGGUGCUGUGCAUUGCCUGCACUUUCUUCAUCUCUUUGCAAAUGUGAGGGGACCCUGCGCUAUGCCUCCUACUAUGGAGACCAUAUGGUGCUGCAGAAGGCUCCGGAGAGAGCCGUCGUGUGGGGCUUUGGACCUGAAGGAGUGCAGGUCAAUGUCACUCUGUUGGGGCCUUGGCCACAGAAUGCACCACCGGUGAAUGUCACAGAAGGCAAAUGGAAAGUGACCCUGGACCCUGUUGAGGCUGGAGGUCCUUACACGGUGAUCGCCUCCAUGGACCAACUCUCAGUCAACCUGACUGAUGUGCUUUUUGGAGAGGUGUGGCUCUGUUCAGGGCAAAGCAACAUGUGUUUCGAAACGGAGAAGGUUUUUAAUGCCGAAGCUGAGCUACAGCUCACCUCACAGUACCCCAGGGUUCGUGUGUUCAUGGCAGGAAUGCGACAGAGUGAUCAAGAGCUGGAUGAUCUGGCUGCAGUGCAACAGAUAUGGUCUGUGCCCACCAUAGAGUCUGUGAAGGGAUUUUCCGCCCUGUGCUGGAUGUUUGGACGGCUCCUGUAUGCCGACCUGAGUACGCCUGUAGGCCUGGUGCAGUCGUGUUGGGGGGGCACGGUGGUGGAGACCUGGUCCUCAACAAGAGCCCUGCAGCAGUGUGGCCUGGAGCAUGACAUCGUUCCAAGGCACGGAAGUGAGAAUAGAAAUUCUCAGCUGUGGAAUGCGAUGAUUCACCCAUUUCUUAAAAUGACUCUCAAAGGAGCAAUCUGGUAUCAAGGAGAGUCCAAUACCGUCGUCAAUAAGGAGGUGUACAAUUGUUCCUUCCCUGCCAUGAUCGAUGACUGGAGGUCAUCGUUCCAUGAGGCGUCAGGUGGACAAACAGCGUUAAACUUUCCCUUUGGUUUUGUUCAACUAGCUCCUGGCGUCUGUCGGGCUCUUGGCUUAAACUUUAAUAACUUUGCUAGCACCAUCCGGUGGCACCAGACAGCUGAUACUGGCACAGCUCCCAACCCAAGGAUGAAGGAAACUUUCAUGGCUGUGGCCAUGGAUCUUCCAGAUAACAGUUCACCCUACCAUCCCAUCCAUCCACGAGACAAGUUAACAGUGGCAAACAGACUGACUUUGGGGGCCAGGGCCGUAGCAUAUGGGGAGAAAGAUGUGCCCUUCCUUGGGCCAUACCCGCAAAAGAUUACCUUCAUUAAUAAUUCCCUCAUCAUCACCUAUGACCAAGCCAUCACUGUCCGGAAUGGAGGAGGCUUUGAGAUUUGUUGCCCAGAGGUGGAGGCCAAUUGCAGUCUUGAGUCUCCCUGGAAACCGGCUCCCAUGGUGAACUGGAGCUCCUACAGCGUGCAGGUGUCGAGCGCUGCGUGUCCGUCCAGCCAUGAGGUAGCUGCCGUCCGCUACGCAUGGAUGGACCGCCCUUGUAAUUACAAAGCCUGUCCGGUCUAUUGCUCCGCGGGGAGUCUACCGGCUCCUCCGUUCACUACCACAAACUCUGUACUCCUAGGAACGCAAGCUCCCAACUUCUGGGAUCGUAGCGGGGAAAUGUGAGAUAAACUGUGAAAUAUCAGGGAUAAACAACCGUAUAAUAAAGGCCUUGGCCAUGGAGCUUGUUGUGUUGAUGGCCCUCAAAUCCCCAUUUGGUUCUGUGGGAAGACACAUGGUCCUACAUCUCUGAUGAUCUAUAUACGUUUUAUGGUAAUUUCUUGAGACAACUUUUAACAUAACUGUAACUGAGGGGAUUUACUCAACAAAGACUGUAAUUAAACCAAUUUUAAUAAUG
Messenger RNA from Gadus macrocephalus (Pacific cod), 1967 nucleotides. RefSeq names its product sialic acid acetylesterase (gene siae). Gene Ontology annotation, biological process: carbohydrate metabolic process. The transcript has 10 exons. Lineage: Eukaryota; Metazoa; Chordata; Actinopteri; Gadiformes; Gadidae. The record is from RefSeq and is a predicted model, not a curated record. Gene Ontology annotation, molecular function: sialate O-acetylesterase activity. The coding region runs from base 155 to 1735 and encodes 526 amino acids.